AUGGCCGAUACUCCUCCCACUCCUGGGUCUCCCCCAGAGACCCCCGACACUCCAGAACCCGAAUUCCAAGAGCUGUAUAGCGACCCUCCCAAGAGGAUGCCCUCUUUGCGCUCUGUCUCCGAGCCCGACAAGCCUCUUCACCCCAUGUCCGCCUCUUCCACGCCUCUCGGUGUCCUUUCCAACGCACGGCGGCCGCCCGUGUCCACGGGAAUGUCUAGCGGACGUUUGCCCGAGGGCAUCAACGCCAAGAUGAGGGCCUUUCACCUCUCGCGGCAAGGCUCCUCCCCUCUCAACUCUCAGCCCAACUCUGCAUCGCCCCAGUCGCCUGUCACUGGCGGCGUGCCCAUUGCUGGGCCUGCCGUCGGGGCGCUUCGCCUGCCCGGCCUCGAUCCGCGCCCCUCAAGACCAGGAGCGCCCUCCUUUCCCCAGUCUAUGCCUCAGAUCCCAUCUGUUGCUGGUCCCAGCGGCGGUCUUGCAGGCAAAAGGAAAUUUGGGCUGAAGCUGAGCAACAUGACGCCACCGCCGCCGCCUGCGCAAGACUCGCAAAGUGCUGGAUCGGCAGGCCCGGCAGCGCCGCAGCUGGGGGGGCAGAGCCACGGCGCCCCCUCGCAGAUGAAGCAGUUUGAAGAAUACAUUGAUUCCGAAAAUGGCUACUUGACCUUCAAGGGGAAAGCCAUCAUCACGAACAAGGGUGUUGACUUUUCAGAUGGUUCCGUCUUUAGGAUAUCCUUGGACGAGGUCGAGAAACUCGACGAGUUGGGCAAAGGAAACUAUGGUACCGUCUACAAAGUUCGUCACAGUAAACCACGUGUGCCACGCUUUGGCCCCGGAUUGUCUGGAGCCAAACCACUUUCUGUUCCUGGGACUUUAACGGAUACUCCCGACUCUCCCGUCGAUGGCAAGGCUGGUGGCACAUCUGGUCUGGUUAUGGCCAUGAAAGAGAUACGACUCGAACUAGACGAGGCAAAGCUGGCAACCAUUCUGAAAGAGCUUGUCAUUCUCCACGAGUGCGCCUCGCCAUACAUUAUAGAUUUCUACGGCGCCUUUUUCCAAGAGAGCGCUGUAUACAUGUGCAUCGAAUACAUGGAUGGUGGCUCCAUUGACAAAUUGUACGCCGGUGGCAUUCCUGAGAAUGUUCUGAGAAAGAUCACAUACUGUACCGUCAUGGGUUUAAAGGAACUCAAGGACAAGCACAACAUCAUACACCGCGAUGUCAAGCCCACAAAUAUCCUGGCCAACUCCAGGGGCCAAGUCAAGAUCUGCGACUUUGGUGUCAGUGGUAAUCUGGUGGCCAGCAUGGCACGAACAAAUAUUGGUUGUCAAAGCUACAUGGCCCCGGAGCGAAUAUCCGGGGGAGCACUCAUGGCCGGCGGAGCAUCAGAUGGAACGUACAGCGUUCAGAGCGAUAUUUGGAGUCUGGGCUUGACCCUCAUUGAGUGCGCCAUGGGUCAAUAUCCUUACAAGCCGAACCAGACGUCUUCCAUUUUUGCUCAAUUAUCGGCUAUUGUGGACGAAGACCCUCCGGAUAUGCCCGCCGAUGGCUACUCUGCCACUGCUGUUCGAUUCGUAAAAUCUUGCCUCAACAAGAAAGCAAGCUUGCGUCCAACAUACCAAGCACUCCUCAACUCGGAGUGGCUCAAGGAUAUGACGAAACCCGAGACCAUCACCGAAGAGGACGAGGAAGCUGCCGAGAAUGAUGCGAGCGCAGAGGCCAUUUCCAACGCAGCAGAUAAUCUGGACAUGCGCAAGUCAGGCACUGAAGAUCCAGAUGUUGCGGAAUGGGUCAAAAGUGUCCUGGAAAGAAAGGAAAAUGGCCAGUACGGCGACGACAUUGAAAAGCCCGCGCUGCAUGCGGCUCCUCUAGAUGCCGUCAGUCCCGAUAUUCGAGCCGAAGCAGCUGCCUAA
This is a messenger RNA of Pestalotiopsis fici W106-1, 1905 nucleotides long. RefSeq lists its product as uncharacterized. The record is from RefSeq and is a predicted model, not a curated record. NCBI's taxonomy places the organism in Eukaryota, Fungi, Ascomycota, Sordariomycetes, Amphisphaeriales, Sporocadaceae. Bases 1 to 1905 code for a protein of 634 amino acids. Gene Ontology annotation, molecular function: MAP kinase kinase activity; ATP binding. The transcript has 2 exons. Gene Ontology annotation, biological process: MAPK cascade; cellular hyperosmotic response; protein phosphorylation.